UUCCGGCCUCUAUGGGUCGCUGCUGGUGGGUUCCGGUUUCGAAGCGGUUCGAGGCGUCAACCCCUUGUCCCCGGAGAGAAACCGCUGCUGGCGUCCUGGGGCUGUGGUUCCAGCCAGAAAGAGACGGCACAGGAGAUCUUGCUUGAAGCAUUCAUAAGCAUUUGCACAGCUAUGAUGGCAUCUACUUGGUCCAUCCAGGCCAACAAGGAGCAAGAUGAACUUUUGGAAAUAAAGAUAGAGGAAGAGGAGGUGAAGGAGGAAAAUAAGUGUACCGCCAGACAGGAUCAGAACGUGCAAAAGAACACUACCCACAGCAGGGAGGUCUUCCGACAGUACUUCAGGCAGUUCUGCUACCAGGAAACAUCUGGACCCCGUGAAGCUUUGAGCCAACUCCGGGAACUUUGCCAUCAGUGGCUGAGGCCAGAGACACACACAAAAGAGCAGAUUCUGGAACUGCUGGUGUUGGAGCAAUUCCUAACCAUCCUGCCCGAGGAGCUCCAAGCUUGGGUCCAGGAACAGCAUCCACAGAGUGGGGAAGAGGUGGUGACUGUGCUGGAGGAUUUAGAGAGAGAGUUGGAUGAGCCAGGAUAUCAGGUCUCAGUCCACACUGAGGAACAGGAAAUGUUCUUGCAGGAGAUGGUAGCUCUAAGAACAGAACAAGAACCCAGAAUGUCCCUCCCGUCUGUGAAAGCCCAGCUAAAGUGUGAAUCUCCAGAACUUGAAGCCCAGAAGAAGCAAGUUUCAGAUGUUGAGACUGGAAAUGAGUAUAGGAAUUUAAAGCAAGAAGUUUCUGAAGAAAUGAAACCAUAUGGGAAUAUAUCUAGCAAAUUUGAAAAUGAAAUGUCUCAGUCAGCUAGGUAUGAAAAAACUUAUGAACCUGAAGAAAAAAUAGGAGAGCCUUCUGGAUACUCCAGGGAAGAUAAACAACAUACAUGUGAUGAAAAUGGAGUAAGUUUGACUGAGAACUCAGACCUUUCUGAACACCAGAGAGUCUGUCCAGGAGAAAAGCCUUAUGAAUGUGAUGACUGUGGAAGAGCUUUUAGUCAACAGUCAUGCUUCGUAGAACAUCAGAGGAUCCAUACUGGAGACAGGCCCUACAAAUGCGAAGAAUGUGGAAAAACUUUCCGUGGGAGAACUGUGCUUAUUCGACACAAAAUAAUACACACGGGAGAGAAACCAUAUAAAUGUAAUGAGUGUGGCAAAGCCUUUGGCCGGUGGUCAGCUCUUAAUCAACAUCAGAGACUUCACACAGGAGAGAAACACUACCACUGUAAUGAAUGUGGCAAAGCCUUUAGCCAGAAAGCAGGUCUCUUUCACCAUCUCAAAAUCCACACAAGAGACAAACCUUAUCAUUGUACUCAGUGUAAUAAAAGUUUUAGUCGGCGUUCAAUUCUUACCCAGCAUCAAGGAGUCCAUACUGGGGCAAAGCCCUAUGAGUGCAGCGAGUGUGGAAAGGCCUUUGUUUAUAACUCCUCCCUUGUUUCCCAUCAGGAGAUCCACCACAAAGAAAAAUGCUAUCAGUGUAAGGAAUGUGGGAAGUCCUUCAGUCAGAGUGGCCUUAUUCAGCAUCAGAGAAUCCACACUGGGGAGAAACCCUACAAAUGUGAUGUAUGUGGAAAAGCCUUUAUUCAGAGGACAAGUCUUACAGAACAUCAACGAAUUCACACUGGAGAGAGACCCUAUAAAUGUGAUAAGUGUGGAAAGGCUUUCACUCAAAGAUCAGUCCUCACGGAGCAUCAGAGAAUCCACACCGGAGAGAGGCCCUACAAAUGCGAUGAGUGUGGGAAUGCCUUCCGAGGAAUCACCAGUCUCAUUCAGCAUCAGAGAAUCCACACUGGGGAGAAACCCUACCAAUGUGACGAAUGUGGCAAAGCCUUCAGACAGAGGAAGAAGACUAGCUACAAGGAUAUACUUCUGAAAAAUCAGUGUGAACCCCAAGCUGGAGUGAAUCUUCUCCUGAGCUCGCUUAUUCCAGAAUGGCAGUCUUCUUGCAGGAAAGAUCUCUAAUAGUGACUGAUGGUAGAGGGAGAGGGCUGUGCCUGAGACCAAGAAUCAGACUGGCAAAACAAAAUCUUUCUUCCAACUUUAAGUUGUUGCUACCAGGAAAGAGAUAUUUGGACCUCACAGGGCUGUCAGAAGACUCGGGGAGCUCUCCCCACAGAUGCUGAGACCAGAAAUACAGACCAAGGAGCAGGCGCUGAAGCAGGUCCUGACCUCUGCCUGUAGAGCUGCAGACCUAAGGAGGAUAAUAUCAUUCAGAACGUAGAGAAGAGGCAUCAGUUAUGCUAGAGAGGUUGAAGAGACAGCUUGAAGGACAAGCCAUCAGGUGGGAAGGGUUGGGAGGAUCAUUUAUGGCUUGACUAGUGAAAGGCUUCAGGAAUAGAACAGAAAGCAGCAAAACAACUUUAGGAUCCACCAGAUGUCUCUGGAGCCAUAACCCAGUAUCUCCCUCAUGGGCUUUAAUUCCGCCGGGUAUUCAUGUACACCUCUGAAACCUUCUCUGCCUAUAUUGGUUUUUUUUUGUUAUUUGGGUGUUUUUACUGAAGGACAGCUUCAAAUUCAAUUUUCCAAGACCAUCUUCAUCCCAUUGCUUUUAGGGCCCAGAUAGAACAAGGUAUGCUUAUGGCAAGAUAGUACCCUGGAAUCAAGAGGUGUCAGGUCCAGUCUAUUAAGACCCUAUCUUAGUUUAACUCUCACGUUAUUACCUUAUGAAACGGAAAGCAGAUGAGAAAGAAUGUCUGCAGAGAAAGAAGACAUCCUUGAAAAGAAGGUUUUUAGAACUCUUGUUAGUGUCCUUUCCCUGGAAACCUUGCCCCUACCGGUCUCUUUGCCCAAUUCUUUAGGUGGAAACUCUGGGUAAUAUUUGGGAGGUGUCUGUGUUUUGUUUUGUUAUUGUUUUGACUUAUUCAACUCCUUUAGCUUCAAAAUGUUUUUCUUAUCUUUUAAUCCUGCAUAUUAACUGAAAAAAUUAUUUUCCCUACUGUUAUUUUUCUAGUUUACUGAUUUCCCCACAUCAAAAUAGUAUGCAUUUUGAAAUUGAUCUGCCUGUUGUUUCAAGUUAACUUUUAUUAUGUGCCAUUGUUUAUUGAUCCAUUUAACAAACAUUUAUGGAGCAUUUUGUCUAUACUAGUGGCCUAGGUACAUUCAUUUGGUGUAAAUGGUACUUUUAACUACCCUUUAGCAAAUUAAAAUUUCUCUUGGUUUCAUGAUAUUCCCUUUUUUUCACCUCCAGAUUCAAACUGAUCUCUUCUUAACUUUUUUGAUUAUACCUUUCUGAUUCUUUGUCACAUUUUGUGAGAAAAUUCUGUAUGCUCUUCCAGUCUCUUUCUGACGGUCCAGCUGUCUCUUCUCAAACUGGAACUUCACAUGCCUUCUUGCAUGCUUUUCAAAAUUGAAUUGGUAGUUUAGGGAUACUGAAAAGGCAUGCACUUUAGAUAAAUCUGGGUUUUAUUUUUAUCGCUGUUUCUCAUCAUAAGUCUCAUGAUCUCAGCGGAAGUGACAACUGACAUUUGAAUUGUCUGCAUUUUUUUUAGAUGGUGUUACUGAGAAUGAAAAUAAGGACUUGUCUCCAACACAAAAAAAUUUCUGAAGAUGCUAAAUCAUGUGGGGGGAAUCUGUAGAAUUACAGCAUCAAUGCAGUAAGUUAGUAAAAGCUUUAGUUACUGAUGAGUCAUUAUUCAGCAUUAGGAAGUACAUACCAAAGAGAAUGUCUCUGAGAGCAACACUUUUGGAAAAGCUUUUGUUUACAGUGGGCCCCUCCUUUCCCACUAGGAAAUCCAUCACAGGGGAAAAUGCUAUCAGUAUAAGGAAUGUGGGAAAGUUGUAUUUGACAUCAGCCAAAGCAGCCUUAUUUGAUAUCAGAAAAUCCACACGAGCAAGAGACUGCAUAAAAUGUGAUGACUGUAAGGAUGCCUUUAUUCAGCGUGGAAACCUUAUAGAACCAUAUGUGAAGGGAGUAGGAAGGAAGGCCUUCACCCAGAAGUCAGGACUGACUGCACUAGAGAAUCCACAUAGGAGAUAGAUCUUACAAACGUGAUGAACGUGGAAAUGUUUUCCACGGGAUCACCAGCAUUAUUCAGCAUUGGAGAAAUCACACUAAAGAAAAACUGACAGUGUGAUGAGUAUGGAAAAGUCUUCAGAUAGAGGUUUGGCCUUAGUAAACAGCAGUGAGUCCAUAUUAGGGAGGCUCUUUUAAAUGAGAAUAUUGUGGGAAGUUGUAUGGACAGACAUCAAGCCUCAACAAUAGUCUCCAUGAUAUUGGAAAAUUAAUAUAAUUAAUGUAAAUGGGCAAGAUGUAUGGGGAAUGGAUAUCUUAAAUUUCCCAUUGUAGCCACUAAAAACAUUCAAUGAACGUCUCAAGUCAAGAAAUGGAAAAGUCAGAAGUUCUUUUCGCUUCUCAAAGGAGUCUGUAAACAUAAGCAACCAGGACUUUUGAAAUUAAGUUGUUUACCUGCAUCCCUGGACUUGUGACACUAUCUCUGAGAUGAUUAUCUCUUUACUGGGGACAUGUUAUUUUCCCAUGCCCACUCUAAUCUCAUAUCUUAAAUUCAUUCAAGUGUAAACAAUAUUGUUUACUGUUUAUUGUAACUAUAUAUAUAUACACAUAUAUAUUAUUUUUAUGGGCUAAAUAGGCUUGUAUGAGUACAUCAGGGCACAAAAAUGACAUUAUUGAAGUUUCAGUAAACAUAAUGAAAGGAACCACAUCACUGAAUUGUUGGACGUUGGCUGCUUUCCUAAAUUUGGCACUGCCUCUAUGUUCUCGCAACAGAAGGCCAUAUAGGUGUCAUUCACAGAGUAUAUAUUUCCCAGAUUUGGUGUUUUUGUUUUUGUUUUUUUAAAGAUAGAAAAAGAGGGCUUCCCUGGUGGCGCAGUGGUUAAGAAUCCGCCUGCCAAUGCAGGGGACAUGGGUUCGAGCCCUGGUCCGGGAUGAUCCCACAUACUGCGGAGCAGCUAAGCCCGGGCACCACAACUACUGAGCCUGUGCUCUAGAGCCCGUGUGCCGCAACUACUGAAGCCCGUGUGCCUAGAGCCCGUGCUCCGCAACAAGAGAAGCCAUCGCAAUGAGAAGCCCGUGCACUGCAACGAAGAGUAGCCUCCGCUCACCACAACUAGAGAAAGCCCGUGCACAGCAACAAAAGACCCAAUGCAGCCAAGAUAAAUAAAUAAUAAAAUAAAUAAAUUUAUUUUAUAAAAGAUAUUUCACAUAUAGCUUAUUGACAGAUAAUAAUAGAGGUAUUUUCCCUUAUAGAUAACACAUAAUAUCCUGAAGGCUAAUACUUUAAGUAAUUUGUUUAUUAUUCUUUUCAGUUCUAAAACCUACAGGCUAAAAGAGGAAAGAAUCCUUUAGAAGAAUCCUUUAGAAGCUGCAAUUCAGCAAAUUGGCAGUGUAGCCCAAUCUCUAUGAAAAUGAGGCUUAUGGAUUUUAUAGUAGGUCACUAAAUAUAGGAACCACAGAUUUCAAAACUUUGAAAUGAUUAUUUCACAAUUAGGAGUUUAUAUCUGCUGUAUAUGCCUAAAUUUUCUGAAUAGGCAUUACGGUCACUAUUUUAAAAGAUGGAUUCUGUUCUGUAAAAGGGUUUUUCAGCAUCCAUAGAAACGACAUUAUUUUUUUCCCUUAAUUUUAUUAUUUUCUUGUAUUACAUGACAGGCUUUCCUGACAUUGAGCCAAUCUUGCAUUCCUGGAAUAAAUUUCACUUAGGCAUGGUGUUUUCUUAAUGUGUUUAUGGGUUCUACUUGCUAAUAUUUUAUUUAGUACAUUUUUAUUCAAUAUUUAUGUAAAACUGGUCUGUAAUUUUCUGUAUUUUUCAGGUUCAGGUUUUGAUUUUACUUGCAUCAUAAAAAGGACUAAGUUUUUAUUUUUUAAUGUUCUAGAACAAUUUGUAAAGCAUUGAAAUUAUCUGGUUUUUGAAACUUGAAUUCUGACGUGAAACCAUCUGGGCUGGGUACUUUUUUGUGGGAUAGUUCCAUGGUAACUUUUUUCUAUUUCUUCUACAAAAAUGGUCUAUUUAGGCUAUUUAUAAUGGGGGUCAAUUUUGAUAAUCUAUUAUUUGUUUAUAAAACUCUCCAUUUUGUCUAGACUUUCAAGUUAUUUGCCUAAAAUCUGCAGUAUAAUCUGUUAUGACUUUUUAAACAGUUUUAUUGAGGGAAAUUGAUACACAGUAAACUGCACAAGUAUAUGAUUGAACAUGACAGGUUUUGGUUUUUUUUUGGUUAAGGUAACAUUGGUUUAUAACAUUGUAUGUUUCAUGAUUACAACAUUAUAUUUCUACUUCUGUAUACCCUACAGCAUGCUCACCACCAAAAAUUUAGUUUCCAUCCAUCACCAUAUUGUUGAUCCCCUUCACCCAUUUCACCCUCUUGUCAGCCCCUUCCCCUCUGGUAACCACUAUUCUGUUCUCCAUAUUUACAUGUUUGAUUUUGUUUGGUUUGGUUUGUUCAUUUAUUUUGUGUUUUGGGGGUUUCUUCGUUUUUUAUAUUUCACAGAUGAGUGAAAUCAUAUGAUAUUUGUCUUUUUCCAUCUGGCUUAUUUCACUUAGCAUAUUACAAAUGACAAGAUUUCAUCUUUUUCAAUAGCUGAGUUGUAGUCUAUCAUGUAGAUAUAUACCCCAUCUUCCUUAUCCAUUCAUCUGUUGAGCUCUUAGGUUGUUUCCAUAUCUUGACUAAAUAAAUGCUACAAUGAACGUAGGGGUGCAUAUAUCUUUUCAAAUUAGUGUUUUCAUAUUCUGUGGGUAAAUAACCAGAAGUGGGAUAGCUGGAUCAUAUGGUGGUUCUGUUAAUAUUUUGAGGAGUCUUCAUACUCUGUUCCAUAGGGGCUGCACCAAUUUACAUUCCCACCGACAGAGCACAAGGGCUCCCUUUUCUCCACAUCCUUGCCAACACUUGUUAUUUCUUGUCUCUUUAAUAAUAGCCAUCCUGGGGCUUCCCUAGUGGUGCAGUGGUUAAGAAUCCGCCUGCCAAUGCACGGGACAUGGGUUCGAGCCCUGGUCUGGGAAGAUCCCACGUGCCGCAGGGCAGCUAAGCCCUUGCGCCACAACUACUGAGCCUGCACUCUAGAGCCCGCAUGCCACAACUACUGGAGCCCGUGCUCCGCAACAAGAGAAGCACCGCAAUGAGCAGCCUGCACGCCACAGCGAAGAGUAGCCCCUGCUCGACGCAACUAAAGAAAGCCCGCGUGCAGCAAUGAAGACCUAAUGCAGCCAAAAAUAGAUAAAUAAAUUUAUUUAAAAGAUAAUAAUGAUAGCCAUCCUAACAGGCAUGACGUGAUAGCUCAUUGUGGUUUUGAUUUGCAUUUCCCUAAUAAUUAGUGAUGUUGAGCAUCUUUUCAUGUACCUAUUGGCCAUUUAUAUUAUGUUUUCUUUGGAAAAAUGGCUACACAGCUCCUCUGCCCAUUUUUUAAUCAGUCAAAGGUACGACAGUUGAAUGUCAGGCCAAUAUGGGUAAAGCAGUACCUUAUUUAACAAAUACAAAUUACCUGUCCCUAGAUGCUAUAGAUGUAAAAGUCCAGUAAUGUCAGCAACCAACCAUAUAUGAAGUGUCAGAAUUUUACAGAUAAAGGGAAUUGAGUAGUCCAUGGCCAUAACAAUCAAUACUGGACAUUGCCAGAUAGGGGGUACAGAGUGUCUCCUUCAGCAAGGAAAGGGAAGUCCAGCUUAGAGAAGAGGUCCAUUCAGUCUGUGUGGCCUAGGGUCCUUCAAACUUCUCAAGAGCAACGGAGUUUGGAGGCCUUCCUACAAUCCUACAAUGGACCCAGAAGUGCAUCCAGAAGGAGGGAAGUGCCAGUUUGCUGGCAAAGAGAGUCUUCUAGGGCUACAGGAAAGAGAGGACCGCUAAAUUAAAAAAAAAAAAAGUAUAGGAAAUAA
Molecule: messenger RNA, 7859 nt
Organism: Orcinus orca (killer whale)
Lineage: Eukaryota; Metazoa; Chordata; Mammalia; Artiodactyla; Delphinidae
Gene: ZSCAN12
Product: zinc finger and SCAN domain containing 12
Exons: 5
Coding region: 172-2007 (611 amino acids)
Biological process (GO): regulation of cytokine production; regulation of immune system process; negative regulation of transcription by RNA polymerase II
Source: RefSeq, a predicted model, not a curated record